Molecule: messenger RNA, 1281 nt
Organism: Cyprinus carpio (common carp)
Lineage: Eukaryota; Metazoa; Chordata; Actinopteri; Cypriniformes; Cyprinidae
Product: E3 SUMO-protein ligase ZBED1-like
Exons: 3
Coding region: 10-1281 (423 amino acids)
Molecular function (GO): DNA binding; protein dimerization activity
Source: RefSeq, a predicted model, not a curated record
CACUUUAACAUGGCGAGCGGCGGUGAAGCGAGGCUACAGUAUGAGGAAGCGCCGGCGUCUUUCAAAUCCGUGGUGUGGAGACAUUUCGGUUUUGCCGUUGAGUAUAAUGCCGAGGAAGAAAAAACGGUAAACAAAAAAAUGACUGUCUGCAAGCAUUGUUUUACACGUGUAGCCUACUCAAACGGAAACACUUCCAACAUGACUGCACAUCUGCGGUGCCAUCACCCAGCAAUAACACUGUCUGAAGGCAGGAUAUCAGAGCAGGUAAUAAAGUCCUCCAAAAAACAACAGUCCCUCGCUGAAUCCUUCCAGCAUACAUACCCAACUGGUUCCGAGAGACACAUAAAAAUAACAAAGGCAGUGGGGGUGUUCAUUGCCAAAGAUUUGCAGCCGUUUUCGGUGAUUGGAGAUGCGGGCUUUUGUCAUUUUAUAAAAACACUCGAUCCGCGUUACAGAUUACCGUCUCGCACUUUUUUCAGCACCGAGAUAAUUCCCGACCUCUAUGAAAAGACAUGCAACAGUAUUGUGUACAAACUGGCAGAAGAACUGAUUCAGGUCCUCACACCACUGAAAACAGUGACAACUCUCAUGAGCAGUGAAACAACCCCCACUAUAUCAAUGAUCCUUCCUCUGAAAGAGAUGAUUCUCAAAUCCAUGUCACCAGGAGACCAGGACAGUGCAACAGUCAAAGAAGCCAAAGCAGCCAUUUCAAAUGACCUGGCAAAGAGGUACACUGACCCUAAUCUUCAUGAUUACCUCCAAAUGGCCACAGCCCUUGACCCCAGGUUUAAAUCCCUGCCUUACCUUGAUGAAGACUCUUGUGAUAAGCUCUACAGGAAUAUCAUCCGUGAAAUUCUGGAGCAUGAACACCAGGGUCUAGUGGAGAAUCCUGUGCCCUCCACAGAGGAAGACAAUCCAUCCUCUCCCCCUCCCAAGAAGAAGACAGCAAUGUCAGAGGUAUUUGGGGAGCUUUUCAAAACUGAGGAACAGCAGGGUAGGCCAUUUCCCCAGAUCAUUGAGGAGGAAGUCACCACAUACAAGUUAGCAGACAGUAUUCAUGUGGAUGCUGAUCCAUUCAUAUGGUGGAAAACAAAUGAAUGCAAGUUCCCCCAUGUAGCAAAAGCUGCACAACAACACCUCUGUGUCCCAGGAACCUCUGUUGCGAGUGAGAGAAUUGUAUCCACUGCUGGGGACAUUGUAAGUGCAAAACGCUCUCUCCUUGCUGCAGAGAAUGUUGACAGGCUUAUCUUUUUACAGAACAACCUCAAAAUACAGGAAUAG